Tilletiaria anomala UBC 951 is the source of this 975-nucleotide messenger RNA. RefSeq lists its product as uncharacterized. Lineage: Eukaryota; Fungi; Basidiomycota; Exobasidiomycetes; Georgefischeriales; Tilletiariaceae. The record is from RefSeq and is a predicted model, not a curated record. The transcript is spliced from 3 exons. Bases 1 to 975 code for a protein of 324 amino acids.
AUGUCGUACAUCUCGCCAGACCUUCACCCCGAGCCAGCGCGGCGCGCUACGGUGCUGCAGCGCGUCAAGUCGGCCACUGUCGAGCCGAGCUUCUUUGCCCUGCUCAUCAUCAUCCUCGGCGUACCCUUUGCAAUCCUCGCACAGCUGCGCGGGCUGUUCGGCCUGCUGACGACGCCAGCACGCGUUUUCAACCCGAUCGCAUGGCUGCACAUUGUCCUGUUCGAGCUGCUCAAUCCGACCCAUUGGCGCGACCUGGCGCUCCAGGCUGCUUUCCCCUCCAUCCUCAAAAUCAGCGACUCAACCUGGGCGUACGUUAAGAAACCGCUGCUCGAGCAGGCCGACGGAAUCGUCCUCGAGGUCGGACCCGGUGAUGGCCAGAGUAUCAAGUAUUACGAUUCUAAAAAGAUCAAGCAUCUUUACCUCCUAGAACCCUUUGAGGCACUGCACGCCCCUCUCAAGGCCGCGCUGCACGCCGCAUCGUCCGGUGCCGGUGCCGAGAAGGGAGCUAGUAACAAGGGCCAUAAAGCAUCACCGUCUGAAUGUCUGGAGUCCAAAGCAACCAUCCUGUCCGCUGGUGUGCAAGACCUCGACAUACUGGCUAAAAAUGGGAUCCGCGAAGAGAGCAUCGAUACCGUUGUCCUGGUGCAAGUGCUCUGCUCGAUCCCUGACCCGAAGGAGCAUAUCAAAGUCAUCUUGAGUUAUAUCAAACCGGGCGGCAAGCUUAUUAUGUUUGAGCACGUCCGCUCCGCGCACCCACUGACACGCGCCAUCCAAGCAGCCUGGACGCCUCUGUGGCGCUUCAUGGCCAAAGGCUGCGAGAUGACGCGGCCCUCUGGCGCCUGGGUCAGCGAGAUUGGUGGUGCGCAAUGGGAGCGCCAGUCGCACGAAGGGCCGCUGCUGCGGCCGACGGUCGAGCAUGAUGGAGAACUCCUCCCACACGAUGUCGCUGUCUUUGUCAAGGCGAAAAGGCAAUAA